CUCCCCUGCACGCAUUCGAUCGCACAUGGAUGUGAUGACAUCGUGUGUGAUGGCACGGCUCCUUUGGAGGGACCACAGCUGCGCGAAAAAACACAACCAACCAAACCAAUCAGCACCACACAUACAUGACAUGAACAAACACACAUACAUGAAGACGUCAAGACACGCACACACAUCUCGUGAGUGACACGUAUGCUCCUUCCUGCCUCCUGUGCUGCGAUCCCUCCAUCCAUCCAUCCAUUUGCGAUCCAUCCAUCUGUCAGGGCCCUCUGCGCAUGUGUAAUGGGCUCAAAAAUUGCUGACUCGACUGACUGACUCCCUCGCUCCCCUUGCGUGCCGUGGCCCCCCAAUGCGUCCGCGUGUGCAUGUGCCUGUGCAUGUGUGUGCACACAACAGCCAGCCAGCCGUGCUCAUAGAAACGUUCAUCCAUCGUCUGUCGGGUGGGUGGGCGAGGGGGGAGGGUCAUCCAUGCAUUGAAAGCCGUGGGCCUCGCCCACACAUACACAUACGCAUACAUGUAUAUACGUAUAUACGGAUGCACCUAAGUGCGUAUGUAUGCUACAGAUCGAAGAAGUCAGUAGAUAGAAAGUAGACCAAAGCCCACAGAGAAGAGAAGCAAGCAAGGGGAGUGCGAUCAGACAGACAGGCAGACAGGCAGACAGAUAGGCAGACAGAUAGGCAGACAGAUAGGCAGACAGGCAGACAGUCAGACAGACAGACAGACCCUUGAAAGUGGCGUCAGUCAACGUGCCCUGGUUGGGUCAUGUUGUUGUAUACAAGCGUCCCCCACCCCCCUCCCCUGUCAGCCCCCCAAUCCGGCCACGCGCCAGCCGAACAUGGGUCAAAGCAAUGCAAAAGUGAGGUAGGCAGGCAGGCAGGGAGGCAGCAAAAGGAAGUGAGAGCGAGAGGGAUCACGACACGACUAAAGCGACACACGGUGACGGCAAGAGUGGGCGGGCGACAAGGGGCGACAAGGGCUGGAUUGUGUGUGUGAGAUGAAGGUGAAAGUGACGGUAUAUACGGAAAAAGUUGAAAAGGGCCGGCAGGUAAAUCGGGGAUACAUAACAAACACCACCACCAACACGGAGACACACAUAGACGCACUCACCGACACAUCCACCCACACACACGCACGCACACAUCCAUUAGGAGACACACACAAGUACUCAACACCUCGCCGGACACACACACACAUACACACACACUCACUCUCACGUGCGCACACACAUCAGGAAGGAAUAAGGGAUAUAAACGGGCGCCUACACCACUACAUUAUGUAUGAUGUAAACAUACAAAUAUCCCCUUUCUCCCUCCCCUCCCCUCCCCCCGUCCCUCCCCCUUUGCAAUGGAUGCGCAAAAGAGUACAAGACUAGCUACAAGCCUCCACCCCUCCCUCCCUCCCAUUCCUCUCUGUCAGUCAGCGAGCGAGCGAGCAGACCUGAAAAAACCAAAUACACGCCCGCCACUUACUCAGUGUACAUCAUGCAGACACAUGAGGAGGAAGUCCCUCCGGAAGUCCGUCCGUCCGUCCGUCCGAUGAUGUGCGUGCAUGUAUGCAGCCAUCCAUGUAUCAAUCCAUCUUAAUGUAUCAUCCACCGUCAAUUAUUCGCCAGGGCCCAGCCUGUUGAGCGAACCCGAAGCGAUACACACCACACCACACCACAGAAGCAGGUAAGCGGGAGCGCUUAAAACACAUGGGCCGGUUGUCUUGUCACUCUCUCUUAUAUCGUUGGGCACGCUCCCUGUCGUUUCUCUCUCUUGAAAGCAGCGACACACCCACACACAUCCAUCCAUCCAUCCACGCAUCCAUCCAUCCGUCAGAUCGAUGCUCCCCGGCAAUCGAAGAGAUCACACCAACCAACCCUUCCCACGGUGCGCAUCUGCGCGGAGAGUUCACGAGCCCACCGCAAAUACGGUGCACCACGAACAAUCGCACACGCAGGUGAGCAGCUUGGGAAGGAUCGGGUGAUCGACCUCAUUCAUCCAUCCAUCCAUGCAUCCAUCUGUCUCCGCACAGACAGUAAGUAGACAGAGAGACAGACGGACAGGCAGCCAUAAUGUCCUUUCGCACUGAUGGGAUGCCUUGUCAUGGCCUUACGAAUCCGCUUUGCAAGGCAUGAUGUCCAUGUGAAGGCGAGUCCCACACAAACAUUGUGCCACGGCAAGCGUAUCGGAAACAGCCAUGACAAGACAAACCACACACACGGGCGCAGCGCAGCCAGCCAUGCAUUCCGCCUUGCUGACAAAGACUCGUACGCAUGGAGGGCUGGGUUGGUUCUCAUCUCAUCAGCGAUAGCUAGGUACGGUCGGCAGAUUCAUGCAUCACGCACACACACAAACACACAUGCUCACAGGGACGAGAGAGAGAGAGAGAGAGAGAGAGCCCGCAAAACCUCACACCUAAUUGGGGGAGGAGGGCCAGGGCCAGCCAUGCAAUCCAGAUCCGUUGGGAUACGGUGGGUGUCAGUCACUGUGUGUCCGUCAUUUCAUUGUGUGUGCCCCAUACACACAUACAGUAGCGCUAUGUGCUAUGCUGUCGCCAAGUCAACACGCGAAAAACCAUGAGAUCGCAAAGAGAGAACAUUCUCUUUCCUUCUUGUUUGUCCCGUCUGUGUGCCCCCCUGCGCGCCCGGCUAAAAGCCUCCGCUUUCGCACAGAAGAGCACUCAGCCCGGGUAUGGUGUGCGUCACGCCAAAACCGAAAAACAAAUGCAAUGCGUCUUGAUGUUUGCUUCUUGGCUCCAUUCUACGGCUACCUGUCUGUCUGGCGUCUGUCUGUCUGUCUGUAUGUAUGCCAUAUGUACGUUGUGACGAUGCAUUUCGUCACAUGGACAGCGAUAUGAACCAACCGUACAGAGAAAGAGCCCCACAGACAGACAGACAGACAGAGAACCAGACGUAGACAGACGGCCAGACAGUAAGCUGUGGGCAGGUAAUGAUGAGUGGGUUGCGGGCGACACGCACGCACGCAGGCAAUACAUUUCCGCGUUCAUGGAUCCGUCCCAUUGUCCCUCGAGUACAGACAGACGGGAAACGGCUCGACACACACCACACCACACACACGAAGGAAGGCAGGCAUACACACACACACAGAAAGGCACGAAACAGGACAAAAAACCAUCCAUUCGCCAUCCACCCAUCCAUCCACACAUGCAUUUCGUCAUCAGUCAGUCACAUCAAACCCACCCACCAAACCCAAAAAAGCCCACACCCAUCCAUCCGUGGUACGGUACGUGUCUGUCGUGUCGGUAUCCAUCCCCCGCUCCCUCCCUCCCCGCCGUCGCCCAGUCAGCACAGGUGCCUGAUCCCCUCCACCUCCCUCACCCCACCCCACAUCCCCCACUCGUCCCCCUUCUUGUCGUCGAUGGACACAGACGGGCUGUGCAGCGACGCACACGUGCUCAUGGACAUGCACGAGGCCGUGCUCAUCGACCGCAGGGGCUCGUGGCAGCUGGUCGCCAGGCGCGAGAAGUGGUCGGUGUCCUCAUCCUUGCCAGUGCUGCCGGCGUCAUAGUUCUUGUCGGGGACGGCCAUGACCGUCUCUGGGAGUGUGUCUGUGCGCAUGAGCGGGAGGGGGGAUGGCAGGGGGGCGGGACUGCCGAUGGCUGUCGUGGUGGUGUUGAGGGUGAGGUGCGUCAGAGUGGUGGACCGGCGUUUGAGAAUAGACGACUGUGAGGGGUGACCGAGCCUGCACACAAGAACAGCAGCACAAAGGAUCUCUCUCUCUCCCUCUCUCCCUCCUGAGUGUGCGUGCGUCUCCGCGUGACGUGUCUAUGUCAUACUUAGGCAUGUCGUCGCAGCUUCGCCAUCGCACAGGCUGCACCACAGACACCAACACACGACCAAAACACAUUCUACAGACGGCCGCCACCCCUCCUUCCCCACCCCACAAUGCGUGUGUGGCUUACAGUGAGUGCGGAGGACGCUUCCGUGAGCAGUCUCAGCUGCGGGUCACCACACGGGCUCCCAUCAGCGCAGUCCCACGGGCUUGUGUCGGUCGGGCCGUUACACACAGACAGCAUGAUUCCUGACCCUGUUUCUCGCUGGAUCUCCUUCACAGAGCUGGAGGGCGCUUCCCAGAGGCGCUGAAAGGAGGGGGGAGCGGCCGGAAAAGUCGACAGAGGGAGGGGAGGGAGAGGCGGUGAGAUGAACGGUUGGGACUUGGAGCGCGGCGGUGGCCUGGGGAGUGUUGGUUGCUCACGCACGCAGGGCUGUCCUGCUGCUGUUCUCCGGGAGAGCACAGAAAAUGCUUCGACUCGAG
Molecule: messenger RNA, 4260 nt
Organism: Vitrella brassicaformis
Lineage: Eukaryota; Vitrellaceae
Source: the annotation of a GenBank genome assembly